AUGGUAGGACAUUUUCUCUGUGCCUUGCUGCUUAUCUUGGUUCUGAGAUUUGAACAGGGAUCCUCUUCUGUUUUGAACGACCCAGACCGGUUAGAGGAAGACACCUACACUACAGCAGACGAGGCGGAUGACCUUGCCGAGCUGAAUGACCUGGAAGUGGAACAGGUGCAAGACAGCGUGUCGGCCGACGUCUGCAAAGAGAUCAAAGAUGAAUUCAAAGCCGUGCAGAAAAAAUCCAUGGCUGAAGCCAAAAAAGAAAAACCUGAUAGCCUGAUAUUUUUGAGACAGGAAGCAGUUAGACGAAGUCUGAGAAGAAGCUUUCAGAUACUACAACAUGGUAAAAGAUCAAAGGUGGACAACUCGAUAGCGGUGAGGGCAUUACGGAAUGAAGCUUGUGCCAAGCAUGCCAUACAAGACAUUUGUGAGACGACGAAGGUUUUGGACCUUUUAAACAUACCUUUGAAUACAAGAAAGUAAGUGUUUCCAAAAGCAGGACACAAAAAUGACGUUCACAGCUCAGUUACUUAAACUUACAUUUUCAAAAAUAUCAAAUUUAAAACCUUAAAAUGCGCGCAAGUUAUUUAGAAAAAUGUAUUUCAGUAAAAAAGUUGAUGAUCUUUCAAGGUGUCAUGAUCCCCAUUAAGCAGGAACUCCUUAGCGACCUUGCUGCACCAAACAGCUCAACCGAACUCGAACCGAAUUAAGACUCCACUCAGUACAAUUACUAUUGCUAAAACCUUUUCAAUGAUAUAAAGUUUGGGGUGGUUUCUUAAAAAGAAGCGCGCGCACGAAUUUCUUCUUUUGUUUCAGCUCUUUAAGACACCCGCGAAGGAUUGGAUUAACCUGGCUGACUCACUUAAUCUGAACUCUUUCUCUCCAAAACAUAUUUUACUCUAGAACUUACGCCUACCCUUUCUUUAGACCGUUAUUUGUUGAGCCAAAGCUGCCAAAGUCAAUUCUAGCCAGGGUACCUCAACCUUGCUAAUACUUUCAUUGUCCUUUAAAAUUACUGGCGAGUUUCUUUUUUCCUUUAUAGCAUUUCCAAAUUUGUAACGGCAUUUGAAUUUUCAACGGAACUCUGCUAAUAAACAAGUUAUGUUUACUUUUUUCCUUCAGGCACAGGAGAAGAAGGAUAUGCAGGAGAAAGGUUCUUAAAUGUUUAGAACACGAACCGUUAGGGAACAUAAAAUGUCCACAGAAGUCUGAGGAGAAAGCCCGUUUUAGAACAAUUGAUGGAACUUGCAAUAACGUGAAUCAACCCCUUUUUGGAGCAGCUGGUACUCCAUUCAUACGAGUACAACCAGCUGAUUAUGCAGAUGAGAUUUCGGCACCUCGCGUGGCAGAAAAUGAAGACCAGUUACCCAACGCGAGAAACGUGAGUCGUUUCGUUCAUGGCAGCAAUGCAAACCGCCAAAACCCUAAUUCUCUAAGGCUGACUCACUUAGCAAUGAAUUGGGGUCAGUUCCUGGACCAUGACCUAACGCUGGCAGGAGAACAACAUGUUACCUGUGAAACCGUUCCCUCUAAUGAGUCAGAGUGUUUCAACGUUGAAGUUCCGGCCGAUGAUGACGUCUUCCAGAGCAGGGGUGUUACAUUCUUCGAGCUAAUUCGAGAUGCUCCCUUUGAAUUUAAGCUAGAGUGUUCAACAGGACCAAGAGAGCACACCAACACGAUAACAGCUUUCAUCGACGCCUCCAACGUUUACGGCUCCGACGAGGAGGAGGCUGAACACCUUCGAGCACCCGACGGGACAAUGAGAAUUAUGACACCUCGUCACGGCUGCCCCUUAGGGGAUCUUUUACCUGCACAAACAGAUCCUGAGAUACCGUGCGUAUCAAAAGAUCCUAACAGACCUUGUUUCGUAGCCGGAGACGAGCGCACGAACGAGAAUCAAGGUGAGGUCACCAAAUCCCUUCAUUCGAUUCUCUGAUUAAGACAAAAAGACCGUAGUAUAGCGACCUUUUUCAAAGACGUGUCUAACGUAUUCCUAUCGAAUUUUUACAAUAAAACUAUAAAAUAUUGUUCUACACAUGUAGACCACGCAUCGUCAAAGUUUCAAGGUGUGAAGGCUUAUACACAGACUUCCCUAUUAAAACGUGACUGAAAUGUUGGAAUUGCACACGAGCUCUGUUUAACCCCUUUGGUCCCAAGAUCUCAACACUAUUGCUUCUGAAUGUCAACCAUACCUUAUGUCGCGAGGAGAAAGUGCUUUUCGGUCAUUUCAGGUCGUGAAAUAACUCAUACUCGACAAGCAAUAAAGAGAGUGUCCUGCGUGGGCAUUUUUCGGACAUCUUCCAGUCGCAAGCCCUUCCAUCUCCUCCUAUAUUAAAUAGCUCUUUUAUCUUCUUGCUAAUGCUAUAUAUUUCCUGGAUACAACAGGUCUCAUGUCAAUGCACACUCUCUUCGUCCGGGAGCAUAACCGAAUAGCAGCAUUUUUUGAUGAAAACACAGAAUGGGAAGCGGAGCAGAUUUACCAGGAGACUAGGAGAAUCGUUGGGGCGGAAUUACAAUUCAUUACAUACAAAGAAGAUCUGCCACUGCUUCUUAGCCCCAAAACGGUAAGUAACUGUUUUAAUCUCUGUUUUUUUUUUUUCUAAUUCCAAACGGACUUCUUUUCUUCAUUUUUUUAGAUCAGAGACAACAAUCUCGCUCUGCUGAAAGGAACACGGUAUUUCAAUGGUUACAACCCUAAUGUCAAUGCUCAAAUGUCUCAAGCCUUCUCUGCGGCGGCUUACCGAUUUGGGCACAGUUUGGUUCAAGAGGAGUUUCUACGUUUAAGUCAGAAUGGCUUUGAACAUAAAUGUAGCAAUGAUUCUAAGUCAGAGUUCUAUCCCAUCCCAGUAAAGGACUUUGGUAAUCCAACCUACUUAUACGAUAAGUGUAACGGGGGUGUCGAUUCCAUUUUUAGAGGCUUGGUUAAAAGUCCAGCAGCCAAAAUUGAUGGGUGAGUAAGUAGGAGAUUAAUUUUUGAUAGAAACGUUUUGUACGUAUCUCUUGCCUGGAAGAAGCAAGCCAAUCGAUACGUUUUCAUCCGAAGGGGGAAGGGAGGAGUUAUUAGGCGAAAGAGGAAAAGUGAUGGUUGUGCGAAAACCAAAACAGUUAAUUUCACGAAAACAUCGAACGAAAUAUCAUUUUACCCAAAUACUUCUGAUUCAAACUUUUUACCUCGAGAAAUUUAAACUCCGUGCUAGAAUAUUUGCUGGAAAAAUAUUUCCUAUCAGGUAACUUAGAAUGAAACGUAACUGCCAAAAAGUAAUAAAUAAGGUUCUUGAAAAUUCCUAUUUUUAUAAAUAUUAAUUAUGAGUAGGAUUAUCAGUUACUCGAUACACGAUAUUGAUUUGCAUACGAUUGAUCCUUGGGUUGGCCUGAUUCUCUCCCCAGGCUCUUCUCCAAGUCUAUACAAGAAAACUUGUUUCGAGGCCCCGGUGACUUGUCCGACCUCGUAUCCCUGAACAUCCAAAGAGGACGCGAACGUGGUGUGCCUUCAUACACCACAUAUCGAAACACGUUUUGUAAAAUUACGCCUAUGGUAAACAGCUUCGAAGAUCUAAAAAAGGCCGGCAUUACCCAAAAAGAUAUAGAUAAUUUGAAGUCCCAGUACCAGUCAGUCCACGACGUCGAUCUUUUUGUGGGAGGUAUGUCUGCGCCAGCUCAGCGUAAUGCUGCCAUUCAGCAAAUUUCGAUUGAAUGUUGUAAAACCAUAUCACAAGGAGCCAAUGAGGAGUGCAAGAAAAAGCAAGCAAACUGCCUCAAGCGCGGGAAAACGCGAGUUAUCAGUCUGUCUUUGGUUUAACUUUUUGAUCCUCGUUGAUUGGUUUUAUAGUGACUCGAUUAAUAUGGACCAAUAACAGAGCAAAGUAAAGAAAAACCAAAGCAAUCUUGAAUUGUUUUCGACGUUUGAUUGAAUAUUGCUUUACAAUUUUUUAAUUUAAUCAAAUGAGUAAGAGGUCGAGAUAUGUGCCUAUUUGAGCUAAGUUCUUUUCCUUGCGUUUUUGGGGAUCGAGACUGAAUUUCUUGACUGAAAGUUAACGGCAAGCUUGGUUGAGGACGGAUCUAUUCCUUUGAAAUUUUUCCUAUAAUUUCAGUAAAUUUUCCAAAGAUUUCUUUUGUUUCAACUGUCCGAAGACGAGUUCAUGACUUUCUUAGCUUGUUACCACAAUGCGGCAAAAUUUAAAAUUUAACCAAAUACAAGCUCUUUUUCUCCUUUUGCGGGGUCAAAGCGGAUGUUCCCGAACCAUACCCACUCGUGAAGCCGAUCAUAACGAAGGAUUAGCUUUAUCAUGCCUACUCCAGGACCCACUCAUUAACGAAGAAAAAAAAAGCUAGGCACUACGGAACAUCUGUAUUUCACUUUCGUUCAGCCUACACAAGUGAAAUAAUUACGCUCAGGGGAAGAAGGUUUAAAAUAGCGUUUGUGGUAAUAAUUUCUUUUUUGUUAUGAUUCUUCACAGGAAUGUUGGAGCCGGCAGAUUCAGAGGGAGGAGCACUAGGAAAAACCUUUCAAUGUUUAUUAGCUGACCAGUUCAAACGCCUACGAGAGGGUGACCGCUUCUGGCAUGAAAACGCGCCAAACCGAAUAAAGAACACUGAUAAAACAGCUUUUACGCGAUGCCAACUGCAAGAAAUAAGAAAGGUUACAUUGGCCAAGAUAAUCUGCGACAAUGCUGAGAACAUACCUUCUAUCCCCAGGAGGGUAUUGCAACAGUCAAAGACAUUCGUCGAUUGUAAUAAGCUGCCCGAAAUGAACCUGGAUGUGUUUACACCAAAUUUCAGAUGUCCGUGGCACAUAAGGUAUGUUUGCAAGUAUCAUUGAUGUGAAAGCAACUUCACCUUAAUUCCUCUCAACUUUGAUUAACUGUUAUUUGACUGUUUUGUUUUCCGACAGAGCCUGGGGUGACUCCCCAGACCUUGAGGAUGAAGGUGACGAUGGAUUGACUGAGUAAUUCGUCCACGAACAUGGAAUAAUUCAUCAGCCUCUUGACUCCGACUCGAAGAUUUGUACCUUUUUUUAGAAAAUAGUUUAAACAACUAAAAUUCUUAAAUGGAGUAGGAGAACUCUCAGCGAGAUAGCUUGUUUAUCAAAUGUAACCUUUCUUUGUAACUGGCUCUGCUGUUUUCAAACUUACAGGGGAUGGCGCCCUUAUUAUUGCUAUUCGUAGCCCGCAAGAUGUUGCCAUUGGUGUAUCUGACAGGCAAUAAGCUGAUCUUGCUCUUGUUGUUGUUUUUUAGUUUUAUGUAAGGAGGUUCCAUGUGUAAUUUUAACAAGGCUAUCCAGAUCAUCAAUUUUGGAUGCUAGCCACAUUUCGCCUCAGACAUUAGUGUAGUAAAGUUAACUUCAGUGAUGCAUCAAUCAAUGUCUCGUUAUUGACUAUCAACUUACAUGCGAAGAGGAUCACUUUUCGAGUAUCAGCCCUGGAGUCUAAGUUCAAGAAGAUUUAUGAACCACCUUUCUUGGUUGCUUAAUCCAUUACACAAAAACAUCAGUACGCAUAUUCUCCAUACUGUUCUUGGUAUAUCUUCUAAGGUGCUGAGAAGGAGAAUAUUUUUAACAAUUAAAAACUUGUUUAGCUGACGAUCAUUUCCUUUAUUCUCGUGACCCUAAUGAAUGGGAAGAUAUUGUGCGGAGAAAUUGGAUGCUAGUCACUCUUAAAAUUAAGUGUCAAUACUCUGCGUGAACUGAACUAUCCGCCUCCUACGGUAUCGCCGGAAGCAUCUUGUUGAAAAGCGAUUUCCUGUUCAUUGGAAAACUUGAUAAAAUUAACGAAGAGAAAGGCUUAUGAUUGCUCACUGGAUUAAGUGGGUAGUCGGGAAUACAACUGUAGAGUUAACCCUUAACUUGUUGUAGCGUUUAGUCACUUUGCCACAUGUGCAACCUCGAGACAGUUGAAUUUCAUUUCGAUCCCCUUAAAACAUCAGUUAAGUACAGUUGAUUGAAAAAGCAAAAAAUAAAUAAAAAGGUCUGUGGGUGAGCUCGUUAACCCUAGUCAGACACAAAAUUACUGGUUCGUGGAUCUCCCAAUCGUUUUUCGUAUAAAACGGCAACGUCAGGCAUCAGUAACACGUCCCUUGUCAUUAAAGACCAACUGAACUUUGCACUCCAUUUUCGAUUUCCUCUUUCGGUAAAACCGGUGAAUAAUUUGACUCAUAUGCAACCUUUUGGUUAAUCAACCGGUUCGUGUUUCGUGUUCUUGGCUAGCGUGAGCGCCACGGUUGUACGUUAAGGAGGAGUACUUGAUGAUUGCAGAGAAUGCGAUUGCCCUAAGGAACUCUCAACUCGAGCUCCCUGCCGAGAAUGCUCUAAAAAUGUCGUUGGGUUUAAAAUUAACUAUAGCCCUACCCUCAGGCAUUUAAAGGAAAAAACUUAUUGCCGAUAAUACAUUGCUUAUUUUUCUUCUCUCUCUGCUUCGAAAUCAGUGAGUUACAUCUUCAUUAAAUUCCAACGUGUCUGAAACUAACUCAGUUGACUAACAUUUUACGUUAGAAAAGACAAGGUUGAUACGCUCUAUCAACCUUGAAAACAAACAAAGAAACUCUCGCAACUAUUAAAAACUCAUUUUGAUUUACUCACGGUGAAUUUCCUUGCCAUUUAAUGGUGACCAGAGAUAAAAUUGUAUAGAUUAAAUGUCCAUUUAGCUUCAAAAGAGACAAACAAACAAACAAAAGUUUGGCAAUCACAGCCAAUUCGUUCACACGGCGGUGAAGCGCCACCGUGCCCUGGAACAGAGGUAUGAAAUCUUACUUGCUCCAAGAAUAUUAACUAUGGAAUUCAUAUUUGAGUCAAAAUAUUAAAAGGCGUGAGUUUGAAAAGUCUGUAACACAUUUAUGAUAGCGGUGGCAGGCUGUAGAACCCCAUACAGAAUGUGCCUGGGUAAAAUGAGGAAUACAAUGGCUAUGGAAAACAAAACAGCAAUAAAUAUGUCCAAGAUUAACGACCCCCACAGAGGCUGUUAUCGACCCUCAAAGCAGCUAGUUAUGAGUGUGUUUAAUUGUUUCGCGUAUUACAUUUUCGUGAUUAAUUCUAAGUUAACACCUGACUGACGUCCGCUACUGCCAAGAGCAGCCAGGAUUUUUUCAGCCUCUACAAAGGAAAGACAACAUUGCUUCAAUGGUUCUACGAUCGCGGACGGAUAAUCAUUCAAUAUUCAAGGCAAUUAUUACUAUAAUGGGCUCUGUAGAAUAUGGUUAUUGUAUUAUGAACGCAGUGAUUUGUUCAGAAAUUAAUCAGCAAUGAUAAGUUUCAGCCGCAAGAAGUUAAAAAUUCUUUCGUGCAAGUGGUUAAUAAAACAAGCCGCAAGUAGCCGAGGGAAAAAUAGAUUCAUGCAAAACUUUUUGGUUAGUCAACCAGCUCGUGUUUUGUGCUCCUGGCCAGCGUGGGCGCCAAUUAGUGAGGUUGAACAAGUAAUUAAUGAUGGCGGAGGAUGUGAUUGCCUUGGGGAAACUUUUAACUCCCUUAAAAUACCAUAGAAAAUUGUGGUAGAGUUACAUCAUCUACAGGAAAAACAAAGUUGUUACUAACUCAUUUAUUUAUCUACGUUCUUCUCUUUCUCUUUCGAAUUAAAUGGCUGAAAUCCAAAUCAAAUCCUUGCUAGUCUAGAAUUGCUUCAUUUCACAAAAGAAAUAUUCCCAAGGUUGUAGGAGAAAUAAAGGCAAUUAGAACUUAUCCUUUUUUUGCUCUCCUUUUUCUCGAACCCGGUGGGUGAGAUCCCCAGCAUUCCGAAAGAUUAUCUCAUUUCACCAAGAUAUGCGGUAGAAGAAAGACAAUAUAUAUCGGUGUCUUUCCAUUUUAUGUGCCUGAGAAAAACCGGUCGAUGGAAGUAUAAAAAUGACAAAAGUUUGACGAUUCGGCGAAGCGCCAUCGGACCGUGCCUGUAGACAGAGAUAGAAGAAUCCUGUCCACGAAUGACCUAACAAUCCGUCAAGCAGCUAUGAACGAGUGUAUGCAAAAUCGGUUUUGCGUGAUGUACUUUCCAAGAAUGAUGUUAUGUCAACUGGCUGGCUGACGUCUGUUACUGGCUUGAACAAAGAUUCCUACCGAUUCAUUCAUAAAAUUAAUCAACCAGACGAUUUGGCGAAGCAUUACCAUGGAUCUGCUUUUCUUUUUUCUUCUCAUGAUUGCGUAAAUUGAUGUUUGCGUUUUGCGCAAACAAUCCUCGACCUGCAACACUCAAAUCACUGCUUAUUGAACGUCAAGUAAUCAAAAAUCAAUGCGAAGAGUCAGUUUAUUUUGAAAUUUUUUAUAAGGUUUAUUCCUAUUAAAGAUGCAGUUGUUUCUAAAUAGCUUUUUAUUUUCUGUGGAGGUUGCCAAAUUAAUUUGACAGCCCCGUCAGAUUCAGUGUUAUUGGUGGCACUAGUAGGAGAAGAAAUUGAGAUUUAUUGAUAGCUGCACUGACAAAAGCUCAAUAAAGCCUUCAUGUUAAGCCAUAAAUAGCCAUGGUGAGGCUUUUUCGUGGCUUAAGCGAUGGCGGAAAACCUCAAAGGAAAAAAUCUCUGUUCCUUGUGGUAAGCUGGAACAAAGCAGAGAAAAAUUAACAAAGCAAAGGGUGUGUUGAGAUUUAGCGGACUCUUAAGCUUACAAGUGUUUUUAAUUUAAUCACUGAUUUCUGGUUUGCAACACGAAAUCAUUAGUCCAUCGAUCGUAAAUAUGAUCCUAUUCUACAAUGCCACAGAAGUUUUGAGAAAAACUUUCAACUGUCGAUUCAUGAUUCAGAAUUAAGAGAAACAGAGAGUUAGUCUCUCCAUCCGCUCGCCUCAACCCAAAGGGAGAUUGACGGCAAAUUGGGCAGGCCAGCUUCUGACUUCAUAGCUUGUUUUACACUUGUUUACGCAGUAGCAUCGAAAAAAUAGAUCAUCUACGUCCAUUACAGCCAAUGAAAAACGUAACACCAAAUUCAAAUUUUCUCUUUCAUGAUGCUUUACCUAACUGGCCAGUAAUUUCUCUGGUUAUUAUUCUUCGACCUUAUUUUACAUUCUCUUGAGAGCUGCUUAUUGAUAUCUUGUUAAUUUUUCUGGCCUUACCACUGCGUUUAUUAUUGAUCUCGUAAACGCGGAAAAUAGUAUUGACCUUAAACAAUUAACCAGUUCCUUGUUGGAAGACAUCCAUGCACUAAGCUCAAACAAUAAGUUAAUUAGUCAUUAGAGUUUUUUCGAUAAAUAAUCAAAAUAGCGGGUACAAUAAAGGAAAACGGGUUUGGAGACUUGAAGUGCCACUCACAAAAACCGGCAGCAUUUGUCAAUAUUGCUCGGGUUAUAUUUCUUCAACUUCUCCUUCCACUUGAGACGUUUAGGUAAUAGUAAUAAUAAUAGUAAUAAUAAUAAUGAUAAUGGAAUGAAAACCUGGCACUUAAUUCCUUGUUGGAGGACAUGCACGUACAAAACUCAAACAACGAUAAAAUCAAAGCUACUUAAUUGAUGUAUAAACCAAGAAUAAAUUUAAGUCAACGUCUUUUGGUACUUUAGAUUUCUAAAGUAACCUUGAAUGCGAAAACUGCGAGGCAAUGCAAAUAAAAUUUAGGCCAAGUAUAAUCAUUUCAACUGCAACCUAUUUGAGGAGCCGCCUUUUCCAAAAUUAAAGACAAAUCAAGUAUUUUCCCAGAGUGAUGAAUCGAUCGAUAAAGAACCAAUGCCUGUGGCAAACAGUUAUUUUAAUGGCAUUCAAAACUGACCACAACAAAAGCCACAAUAAGCUGAAAGAGUUCCUGUUUGGAGUUAUAAAUUAAGAAGUUUCAAGUCAGAUAAGUUAGAGCUAUUUGUUCGUUCCAACGCAAAGAAUCAACCGACUUAAAGGUAAGAAUAAACUUUACGCUAAGCUAGUUAUCAAUACCAAUACUAAUAUUUUUAGUUAUCAUCUAGGUCUGCAAGCAUUUAAUGGUCUAAGUUAAGUCUAUAAGCAAAGUUAUAACAGAACAAAACAAAAAUCUCGAAGGGUUUCGGAAAGGGCUCCGGACGAUAUCAGAUUAAGUCAUAUUUUGUUGCUUUCCAUCCGAAAAGAAUCACCUGUUUUCAAAUCAAAGACCUGCUCGUAAUCACCGGAUUAAUUAUCCCUUUUAAGGACAUUAGUGAUGAUUGCAGUGAUCAAAUGAACAGAAAACACAAACACAGCGAUAAAUACCUAGACUACUAAAUUUACACAUAUAUAAUUAAAUUGGCUUUCUUCAAUCCAUAAUGCAACAAUGGUACUUUGGUGCUAACUUUUUAUUCUUGCUUUCCUUAACGACUUAGAGAGUUUUUUGUCUGAUUGACAGCCCGUUGUAACGUGAAUUGAAAAAGAUCCUUGCCCAUAAACUAUCAGAGCAGCGACACUAGGCUCCAUUUACGAGUAUGAAAAAGAAAUGUCUUUAAGUAAUAUUCUUCUUGGUUUGUUUGUUUGUUUGUUUGUUCUCUGGUUUUAUUUCACUGUGCAGAAGAGACCCAAUAUUACAAUAUUGCAGCCCAGACAAAGUUCAAGGCCAGAUUUGAGAAACACACGUCGCGGAACCAAAACGCUCAAUCGCCCACAGAUAUUGUUCAAAUCAAAUUAUUGACGUCAAAUGUGGUUUUGAACUUAACGCACACGCGGAAAAUGAAGUCGAUGGGUUAAAAUGACCAAUUAGCCAACGAGAAUUCUACGAUAGAAUUUGCCAAAUGUUAGCCGCUGCCAUUCGUCUAUUUGAUGAUAGAAGAAGUAAAUGAAACAUAGGGUUUUUUUUUCAGAUCAGAGCUUUGAUAUCUAUGGCCCACGGUAUUUUGCUGAUUACCUUUCCACGACUUUAGACUUUAUUUUCUAUAUAGUAUGUCGUUUUAAUUUACCUCACAUUACGACGGCGGUUAUUUUCAAACUCACGGGAACGAGGAAAUUAGAAUUGAUCUUUCAAACCAAAAACCAGUGACUUCCUUGUUGGAGGACACCCUGGCACUCCAUUUCAUUAUCUAUAUCUCUGCGGUAUAAUAAUGUGACGGAAUUGUUUAGCCUCAGUGUUCUCUGGCUUUACUUCACUGCGCAGAAGAGACCCAAUAUUCCGAUAUUGCAGUUCAGUCAAAGUUCAAGGCCAAAAUUAAGUAACACACGUCGCGGAACCUCCAGGCUCAAUCGUCCACAGUUAUUGUUCCAAUCAAAUUAUUGACGUCAAAUGUGGUUUUGACCUUAACACACACGCGGAAAAUGAAGUCGAUGGGUUAAAAUGACCAAUUAGCCAACGAGAAUUCUACGAUAGAAUUUGCCAAAUGUUAGCCGCUGCCGUUCGUCUAUUUGAUGAUAGAAGAAGUAAAUGAAACAUAGGGUUUUUUCAGAUCAGAGCUUUGAUAUCUAUGGUAUUUUGCUGAUUACCUUCCCACGACUUCAGACUUUAUUUUCUAUAUAGUAUGUCGUUUUAAUUUACCUUACAUUACGACGGCGGUUAUUUUUAAACUCACGGGAACGAGGAAAUUAGAAUUGAUCUUUCAAACCAAAAACCAGUGACUUGGCCACGCUUAACAAUGAUAUGAAAAGCAGAAAUCAUUUUAGGCUUUUAAAAUUGUGAACCAAACUCUUGCUCGCACAAUAUUUUACUUCUGCGUUUUGAAGUACUUUCCGUGUACUCUUCAAGCUCAAACGUGAAACUGAUGAAACCGUAGAGAAAGAAAUUUAAGGCAGAGUUCACAAGACGUGGUCACCGUAAAUCUGCAUAGAAAAUUUCCUCGCCCGGAAAAAAGAACUGCAUACGUAUUAAAAGGUGAUGAUACGAGAGUGCUUUCUAAAGCUGACAUAACUGACAUUAGUAUUUUAAAUGAAACUUCUUUGGGAUGAUUUGUGAGAGUCAGUACCAGUAAACAGCGGACAGCUCUCUCUUUCAAAUAUAUUCUGGCGCUCAAUUUGAAAGUGUUUAAACGUUUGAGAAGUUUACACUAGAAUUCAUUGCGAUGCGAAAUUUAUUUUUCAUUCUCUCAGUUACCAGAGAGUUGAGACUUUAACCCCUUACCUCGCGGUGAUUAAUAUUCAACAGUAAUCUUGUUAGCUUCACGAAAGGAUUCAUCAACAAAGCAAACCUUACCUCAAUCGCAGAGCGCGGCCAUUAACAACUUUGUAGUAGCCCAUCACCAUCCUUUCACGAUAGAUUGAAUCGGGAAAUAUCGCCAUUGAUGGUUUAUUGUCAGAAAAUAUUAAAACUCUCCAUAUUUUCGCUCUCACAUGCCAUAAAUCUAACGAAGGGUUUAAAUCUGCAACGGCGACUGCCAAAGUCAUACGUCGGAUCCGAAGAUGUUUUCAGUAUUUGACGAUCAAACAUUUCAUCAAUAAUUCCUUGAAACACGCUACAUGAGUUGUCCAAACGUAUUCUAAUGAAGAUUUUCCGUAGAGAUUUUUUUGAAUUCCUUUUAAAAUAGCGUGUGAGUUAGGUUUAAGAGAAAAUCUGGCAGAGUUGCUUUAAUUUCAGGCUUUCAUGUCUUAAUGCGUAUGACCAAAAUGAAGUUUCAUGCGCCGGUGGCCUUGAUCGAAUUUCAGUGGUUUUCUUUUAGAAACUAUCCACCUCAAUUUCAAAGAAUAAGUUUAAAUCAAGUUUUGUGUUGCUGUGACGCAGAAACCACCAAAGAAACAAUCUAGUCUUGCGCUUAUAAGAAUCACGGCGAGUUUUAGAAGACUGUAUUUUGCAAAAGUGAAAAUUGCUCAUCAAAAUUUCAAGUUCACUUUCAAAAGUAGUAAUGUCAUUACAUGUCAAUAAUGAAUUGAUCGACCUCUAUGUCGACGACUCCAUAUUACCCUAUUUUUUUCUUCAGCAGACAACAUGGUAGGACAUUUUCUCUGUGCCUUGCUGCUUAUCUUGGUUCUGGGAUUUGAACAGGGAUCCUCUUCUGUUUUGAACGACCCAGACCGGUUAGAGGAAGACACCUACACUACAGCAGACGUGGCGGAUGACCUUGCCGAGCUGAAUGACCUGGAAGUGGAACAGGUGCAAGACAGCGUGUCGGCCGACGUCUGCAAAGAGAUCAAAGAUGAAUUCAAAGCCGUGCAGAAAAAAUCCAUGGCUGAAGCCAAAAAAGAAAAACCUGAUAGCCUAAUAUCAGGGAGACAGGCAGCAUUAGCACAAACUCUGAGAAAGGCCUUUCAGAUACUACAACAUGGUAAAAGAUCAGUGGUGGACCAGUCGAAAGUGGUGAGGUCUUUACGGAACGAAGCUUGUGUCAAUUGCGCUAUACGAGAUAUUUGUGAGACGAAAAAGGUUUUGAACCUUUUAAAAAUAUCUGUGAAGAUGCGAUGGUAAGUGUUUCCAAAACCAUACAAAACACAAAAAUGAUGUUAAUAUCUUAAUUACUUAAACUUACAUUUUCAAAUAGAUCAAAUCAAAAUCUCAAAAUAGGCGCGAGUUAUUGAGAAAAAGGUAUUUCAGUAAAAAAGUUGGUAAUCUUUCAAGUUGUCAUGAUCUCCGUUAGGCAGGAACUCCCUAGAGACCUUGCUGCGAGAACAGUUCAACUGAAUUCGAACCGAAUUAGACUCCACUCAGUGCAAUUACUAUUGCUAAUAACCUUUUCAAUGAUACAUAGUCUGGGAUAGUUUCUCAAAAAGAAGCGCGUGCAUGAUUUUUUUAAGGCACCUGCGAAAGACUGGAUUAACCUUAAUUCCUCAACUUUUCUUUGAACGAAAAUUUAAACUCUUUCUCUUGAGAAGAUAUUUUACUCUAGAACUUACGCCUCCCCUUUUCUUUACACCGUAACUUGUUGAGCCAAAGCUGCUAAAGUCAAUUCUAGACACGGCACCUCAAAUUGCUGAUACCUUAAUUGUCCCUUACCAUUACUGGCGCGUUUCUUUUUUUCCUUUAUAGCAUUUCCAAAUUUGUAAUGGCAUUUGAAUUUUCAACAGAACUCUGUUAAUAAACAAGUUAUGUUUACUUUUUUCCUUCAGGUACUGGAGAAGAAGGAUAUGCAGGAGAAAGGUUCUUAAAUGUUUAGAACACGAACCGUUAGGGAACGUAAAAUGUCCACAUAAGUCUGAGGAGAAAGCCCGUUUUAGAACAAUUGAUGGAACUUGCAAUAACGUGAAUCAACCCCUUUUUGGAGCAGCUGGUACUCCAUUCAUACGAGUACAACCAGCUGAUUAUGCAGAUGAGGUCUCGGCACCUCGCGUGGCACAAAGUGAAGACCAGUUACCUAACGCGAGAAACGUGAGUCGUUUCGUCCAUGGCAGCAAUGCAAACCUCCAAAACCCUAAUUCUCCAAGGCUGACUCACCUGGCCAUGAAUUGGGGCCAGUUCCUGGACCAUGACUUAACGCUGGCGGGAGAACAAAAAGUUGCCUGUGAAACCGUUCCCUCUAAUGAGUCAGAGUGUUUCAACGUUGAAGUUCCGGCCGAUGAUGACGUCUUCCAGAGCAGGGGUGUUACAUUCUUCGAGCUGAUUCGAGAUGCUCCCCAUGAGUUUAAAAAAGAGUGUUCACCAGGAACAAGAGAACACACCAACACGAUAACAGCUUUCAUCGACGCCUCCAACGUUUACGGCUCUAACGAGGAGGAGGCUGAACACCUUCGAGCACCCGACGGGACAAUGAGAAUUAUGACACCUCGUCACGGCUGCCCCUUAGGGGAUCUUUUACCUGCACAAACAGAUCCUGAGAUACCAUGCGUAUCAAAAGAUCCUAACAGACCUUGUUUCGUAGCCGGAGACGAGCGCGCGAACGAGAAUCAAGGUGAGGUCACCAAAUCCUUUUAUUCGCAAAUAGACCGUGGUAUAUCGACCUUUUUCAAACACUUCUAUAACGUAUUCAUAUCGAAUAUUUACAACAAAACUGUAAAAUAUUGUUACUUCUACACAUGUAGACCACACAUUUUCAAAGGUUCCAGCUUCAGGUGUCAAGGCUUACACACAGACAUCCUUAUUAAGACGUGACUGAAAUGAUGAAAUUGCACAUGAGCUCUGUUCAAACCUUUUGGUCCCAAGAUCUCAACACUAUUGCUUCUGAAUGUCUACCAUACCUGGUGUCGCGAGGAGAAAGUGUUUUUCGGUCAUUUGAGGUCGUGAAAUAACUCAUACUCGACAAGCAAUAAAGGUAGUAUCCUGUGCUGGAAUUUGUCAUGCAUCUUCCUGUCUCAAGCCCUUCCAUCUCCUCCUAUAUUGAAUAACCCUUUUAUCUUCUUGCUAAUGAUGAGGUCUCAUGUCAGUGCAUACCCUCUUCGUUCGGGAGCAUAACCGAAUAGCAACAUUUUUUAGUGAAAACACAGAGUGGGAAGCGGAGCAGAUUUACCAGGAGACCAGGAGAAUCGUUGGAGCGGAAUUACAACUUAUUACAUACAACGAAGAUCUGCCACUGCUUCUUAGCCCCAAAACGGUAAGUAACUGUUUUCAUCGCUGUUUUAAUUUUUUUUUUCGAAUUCCCAACUGACUUCUUUUCUUCAUUUUUUAGAUCAGAGACAACAAUCUCGCUCUGCUGAAAGGAACACGGUAUUUCAAUGGUUACAACCCUGGUGUCAAUGCCCAAAUGUCUCAAGCCUUCUCUGCGGCGGCUUACCGAUUUGGCCAUAGUUUGGUUCAAGAGGAGUUUCUACGUCUAAGUCAGAAUGGCUUUGAACACAAAUGUAGCGAUGAUUCUAAGUCAGAGUUCUAUCCCAUCCCAGUAAAGGACUUCGGUAAUCCAACCUACCUAUACGAAAAGUGUAACGGGGGUGUCGAUUCCAUUUUUAGAGGCUUGGUUAAAAGUCCAGCAGCCAAAGUUGAUGGGUGAGUGGGAGAUGAAUUUUUAAUAGAACAUCCUUUUACGUAUCUCUUGCCUGGAAAAAGCGAGCCAAUAGAUACGUUUUCAUCCGAAGGGGGAAGGGAGGAGUUAUUAGGCGAAAGAGCAAUAGUGGUGGUUGUGCGAAAACUAAAACAGUUAAUUACACGAAAACAUCGAACAAUUUAUCAUUUUACCCAAAUACGUCUGAUUUAAAUGUUUGACCUCGAGAAAUUUAAAAUCCGUGCUAGAAUAUUUGCUGAAAAAAUGUUUCCUAUCAGGUAACUUAGAACGAAAGGUUAACUGCCAAAAAGUAAUAAAUAAGGUUAUUGAAAAUAUCCUAUUUCUUUAUUAAUCAUGAGUAGGAUUAUCAGUUACUUAUUAAUACACGAUAUUGAUUUGCAUACGAUUGAUCUUUGGGUUGGUCUGAUUCUUUCCCAGGCUCUUUUCCAAGUCUAUACAAGAAAACUUGUUUCGAGGCCCUGGUGACUUGUCCGACCUCGUAUCCCUGAACAUUCAAAGAGGACGUGAACGUGGUGUGCCUUCAUACACAACAUAUCGAAACACGUUUUGUAAAAUUACGCCUAUAGUAAACAGCUUCGAAGAUCUGCAAAAGGCUGGCAUCAACCGAAAAGAUAUAGAUAAUUUGAAGUCCCAGUACCAGUCAGUCCACGACGUCGAUCUUUUUGUUGGAGGUAUGUCUGCGCCAGCGUAAUGCCGCCAUUCAGCCAAUUUCGAUUGAGUGUUGUGAAACCAAAUCCAAAGUAAUCUCCAUAGGGAGCCAAUCAAAACUCAAAAAGAAAGGAGGGGGGAAAAGCAAGUAAGCUUGUAACCACAAUGCUGCAAAAUCUUUUAACGAAUGUGAACCAGGUACACGGGUGUUCCCGAACCUUACCACUCGUGUAGCCAAUCAUAACGAAGGAUUCGCUUUAUCACGCCUACUCCAGGACCCACAAAAACCUUUGUUAUGAUUCUUCACAGGAAUGUUGGAGCCGGCAGAUUCAGAGGGAGGAGCACUAGGAAAAACCUUUCAAUGUAUAUUAGCUGACCAGUUCAAACGCCUACGAGAGGGUGACCGCUUCUGGCAUGAAAACGCGCCAAACCGAAUAAAGAACACUGAUAAAACAGCUUUUACGCGAUGCCAACUGCAAGAAAUAAGAAAGGUUACAUUGGCCAAGAUAAUCUGCGACAAUGCUGAGAACAUUCCAUCUAUCCCCAGGAGGGUAUUGCAACAGUCAAAGACAUUCGUCGAUUGUAAAAAGCUACCCGAAAUGAACCUGGGUGUAUUUACACCAGAUUUCAGAUGUCCGCGCCAGGGAAGGUACGUUUGCAACUAUUAUUGAUUUGAAAGCAACUUCACCUGAAUUCGGUUUGAACUUUGAUUAACUGUUAUUUGACUGUUUUGUUUUCCGACAGAGUUUUGGGUGACGGCCCAGACCUUGAGGAUGAAGAUAAAGAAGGAUCGACUCGACUGAGUAAUCCGUCCACGAAUAUGGGAUAAUUCAUCAGCCUCUUGACCCCGACUCGAGGAUUUGCACUUGAUUAAUUCUAAGUGGGUUUCAUGUUUUAAGCUUGAUUUGCGCAUGAUGUAGAUCAUAUUUUAAAUUUAAAUUCUUAAAAUGGAGUAUGAAAAUUUUCAGCGAGAUAGCUUGUUUAUGAAAUUUAACGUUUCUUUGUAACUGGCUGUACUGUUUUUCAAACUUACAGGGGAUGGCGCCAUUAUUAUUACCAUUUGUAGCCUGCAAGAUGUUGCCAUUGGUGUAUCUGACAGGCAUUAAGCUAAUUUUGCUGUUGUUGUUGUUUCGUAGUUUCGAAACGAUCACCUUAGAUAUUAAUGUAGUAAAGUUUACUUCAGUGACGCAUCAAUCAGUGUCUAGCUCGUUAUUGACUAUCAACUUACAUGCGCAGCGGAUUCGGUACUUUUCGAGUAUCAGCCUUAUAAUCUAAGUUCACAAAGAUUGAUAAACCAUCUCGCUUAGUUGCUUAACCCAUUACAAAAUAACAUCAGUAGGCAUAUUCUCCAUACUAUUCUCUGUACAUCUCCUUGGGUGCUGACAAGGAGAAUAUUUUUAACAAUCAAAAGCUUGUUUAGCUGAUGAUCAGUUCCUCUAUUCCCGGGACCUUAAUGAAUGGGGUGAUAUUAUGAGAAGAAAUUGGAUGUUGCACUCUUAAUUAAUUGUCAAUACUCUACGUGAACUGAACUAUCCGCCUCAGUAUCGCCGGAAGUAUCUUGUUGAAAAGCGAUUUUCUGUUCAUAGCAAAACUUGAUGAAAGAAGAGAAAGGCUUAUGAUUGGUCACCGGUUUAAGUGAGUAGUCGGGAAUACAAUUGUAGAGUUAACCCUUAACUUGUUGUAGCGUUUAGUCACUUUGCCACAUGUGCAACCUCGAGACAGUUGAAUUUCACUUCGAUCCCCUUCAGACAUCAAUUAAGUACAGUUGAUUGAAAAAGCAAAAAAUAAAUAAAAAAAAGGUCGGUGGGUGAGCGCGUUAACCCUAGUCAGACAUAAAAUUACUGGCUCAUGAAUCUCCAAAUCGUUUUUCGUAUAAAACCGCAACGUCAGGCAUCAGUAACACGUCUCUUCUUAUUGAACACCAUCUGAACUUUGCACUUUAUUUUUUAACCUUAAGAAUUUCUACUUUUUGAUCAAACUGCUGAGCACCGUCGCGAAUAGACUAAAUUCCCGACAGUUGUAAAUUUAAUUAUUCACCAAAAUGCCUUCGAAGAGUUCUACUUCGUACAGGGCACUUUUACUAGUUCUUUCUUUAAAAAUUUCUCUCUGUAAGCCAGCAAAUCUUGAACAUAAAAAGAAGUCAACAUGUUCCCCUAAGCUGUAUUUUGGUUCACUCGAUGUAAAGAUCUCUGACAGUGGCAGUGCAUCUUUCACUACAAUACCCCCAAAGGCCCUGUUACGCUGAGUAAAAGUACAUCUUCACAGAAGUAAAACCUUUUUAAAUCUUCACUCCGUGAAAAUACGUUUUCUGAAUUCGUGGAUAUUUCCGACUGCUGGGCAUUUAGUCUAUUUGAGAUCUUGCCCGGUAGUCUUUUCAAGUGUCGACAACCAAGCGAUUUUGUGGUUCGAUAAGCUCGGAAAAAUGAUUUUAGAAUCACAUGGGAUAUGUAGACAAACAUCGAGUUUUCCCAAUAGCUUUUAUUUGAGGUUUACUGCAAUGUUUCCCUCCAUAUUUACUGAGCUUGAAGCUCUCCCUUACUGUCACGCCACAGUGGUAUGGAAGACAACAUUUUACGAAACCAGCGUGACCUCCCGAGCUUUAAAACAUGAUUGGUACGUUCAAGCUAACCAAAGCCAACGCAAUCCUUUGAAUCGCUUGGUAUUUCUAAAUAAACUCAAAUAUUCCGAAUAGUCUGUCCAAAAGCGUAAAAUUCCUAAGUGGCAACAACAGAGCGAUGAUAUAUGAUGCACAAUCUCGGAAAAUUUAUCCAGUUAAGGAGACUCCAUAGGGUUUUAUGACCGCGUGAGCUAAAACUGUCAACAUGAAAACAAACACGGCGGCUCGAUACGAUCGCACGAUUGUUAUCUGAAAAGGUGUGUUAAAAACAGUUUCACACAAUGCACUUUUUCUGUGAUGGAACCUGGGGUUUCCAGCAACUGCACCCGUAAUAUUCCUAGGCCUUCUACGCCUAAAGAAGGGGUCAACCGAAAAGAAGACACUGUGGGACAGACGAGGCGACAGAUUCGAAAGUUUACACAUGCUCAGAUAGAGAUCUUGGCGAAGUUCUAUUCCAUUAGGUAAUUUUUUUGUGACAAAGAAAAUAAGGAUCUUUCGAGCAAGAUUUAUCGCGUUUCCUUGAGUGGAACUUCCCAAGAUUUGCUGGACCGUUAAACAUAAUUGUGCCCUUCCUGGUGUCUGUUGAUGAAAACAAUUCAUAAGAACAAAUUUGAGACAGAGGAAGAAAAAACAAAUUUAAAUUGCAAAUAGCGAGAAAACUGCCAUUGUAACCCCUAUUUUUUUCGGCUUUUAAAUAAUCAGCAGGACAAAUUUCACAAAUUGUGAAAAUUUUAAGAGAUUUUACCGAAGCAAAAGGCAAAGCAAAAUUAUCGCUUAAUUAUUGCUUAAUAACGAAAAUCACUUUGAUAAUAUUUACUACAGCAAACGAUAGUCCGAACCUUACUCAUCUCCCUCUUGAUGGCUUUAAGUGACAUAGAAAGGCGAAAAGAUAAAAAUUUCAGUCUAGAAAAAGAAUACGCUAGCGUGCGCGCCAACAUUGAGGAAAAACCCUAUGGAGCCACCUUAAACAACAAUUUAAUAUUUAAAUCGCUUGAAAUUUCUAAUCAAACAUCUGAUAUUACAAGUUUGGAAACAAACUUCUGAUAUAAGAAAGUUGGAAGAAACUUUUAAUGAAAAUUCUGUGAAAAUUUCUGACUGCCAGGCAUUUAGUCUAUUUGAGACCGUGCCCGGCUGUCGGGCAUUUAGUCACAGCGUAAAUUGUAACCUUUUUAAAGAGCUGCAUUUUAUAACAAUAUAGACAAAUCAAGCAUUUCCUCGGUGUAAAAAAUCGAUCAAUUAAAAACAAUUGUUUUGGGCAAAAAUUUAUGUUAAUUACAUCAAAUUUAAUAUCUGGAAUCGCUCGACAUUUCUAAACAAACAUUUGAUAUUAGAGGGUUGGAAGAACUUUUUAGUGGGAAUUCUGUGAAAAUUGCUGCCAGGUAUUUAGUCUCUGUGGGACCGAGCCCGGCUGCCGGGCAUCAAGUCACGCAUAAAUUGUAAUCAUUUUGAAGAGCUGCCUUUUCAAAAAAAAUAUGAACAAAUCAAGAACUUUCUUGGUGUAAAAUUCGAUCCAUACAAUAACCAUCGUUUUGGGCAAAUAUUUAUUUUGAUCACAUCAAAAUUACCACAACAAAAGACGCAUUUAACAGAUAAAGUUCCUGUUUGGGGAAGUAAGAAAUUUUAAGUCAGAAAAGUUAGAGCUGUUCGGUAAUUUUAUUGCGAAGAAUCAACUGACUCAAAAGUAUGGAUGAAUUGUAAAAGUUAGUUACAUGCAUCUACACUAAUACCUUAAUCAAUAUUUCCUACAUUAUUUAAUAGCCUUAGGGAUAUCAAAAAGUCUUUAUUACUUUGGUCUAAAAGCAUCGUUCUCGCGUCAUAACAGACCAACAAAUUAUUCGAAGGGUUUUUGGAAUGGCCAUGGGUCCAAACGAGAUCAGAUUAUGUCAAAGAAUCGGCUGUUUUCAAAUAAAAGACCUGAGAGUAGUUGCUGGUUAAUUAGCCCCUUUAAAAUUUGGUGAUGAUCAUAGCCUUAGAAAGAUCGGUUAACUGUAAUCCAGUUAAUGUUUGUAGACCAUAUAGAGAAUAAUACAUGGGCGCGCCUAGAUAUAGAGUUUUUCUGUGAGUGUUACGGCAUCUAAAGAUAAAAAAAAGUAAUAACUUAUUUAUUUAUGUACUUUCUUCUCUUUCUCCAUUGAAUUGAAUGGCUGAAAUCCAAAUCAAAUCCCCACUAGUCUAGAAUUACCUCAUUUCACUAACGAAAUAUUCGAAAAUAUCAAGUCCCCACUAGUUUAGAAUUACCUUUUUUCACUAACGAAAUAUUCGCAAGGUUAUAGAAGAAAUAAAGCCAAUUAGAGCUUAUCUAUUUUUUGCUCUCUCUUUCUCGAAUCCAGUGGCUGAGAUUCCCUUGUGCUCCGAAAGAUUAUCUCAUUUCAAAAAGAUAUGCGAUAAAAGAAAGAGAAUAUUUAUAGGAGCCUUUCCAUUUGAAAGUGUUUCAGAAAACACGGCCGAUGGAAAUGUAUUUGGAAUCGCUUGACAUUUCCAAACAAACAUAUCAUAUUAGAAGGUUGGAAACAAAUAUCUGGUAUUAGAAGGUUGAAAGAACCUUUUGAUGGAAAUUCUGUGGAAAUUUCUCACUGCCGGGCAUUUACUCUAUUUGAAACCGUGCCUGGCUGUCGCACAUUAAGUCACAACGUAAAUUGUAACCUUUUUGUAGAGCUUCUUUUCAAAAACUGUGAACAAAUAAAGUGUUUUAACGUUGUAAAACAUUGAUCAAUAAAAUACCAUUGUUUUGGGCAAAUGUUUAUUUUGAUUACAUCAAAUUUAAUAUUUGGAAUUGCUUAACAUUUCUAAACAAACAUCUGAUAUUAGAAGGUUGGAAACAAACAUCUGAUAUUAGAAGGUUGAUAGAACCUUUUGACGGAAAUUUUGUGAAAUUUCUCACUGCCGGGCAUUUAGUCUAUUUGAGACCGUGCUCGGCUGCCGGGCAUUAAGUCAAAGCGUCAAUUGCAACCUUUCUUUAAGAGCUACCCUUUCAAAAAUAUAGACAAUUCAAAUACUUUUUUCGGUGUAAAAUCGAUCUAUAAAAUACCAUUUUUCUGGGCAAAUAUUUAUUUUGAUUACAACAAAAUUACCACAACAAAAGACGCAUUAAACAGAUAAAGUUCCUGUUUGGGGCAGUAAAAAAAGAAAUUUGAAGUCAGAAAAGUUAGAGCUGUUCGGUAGUUUCAUUGGGAAGAAUCAACUGACUCGAAGGUAAGAAUGAAUUGUGUAAGUUAGUUACAUGUAUCUAUACCAUUACCUUAAUCAAUAUUUCCUUCAUUAUCUAAUAGCCUAAGGGUCAUCAAAAAGUCUUUAUAACUUUAGUCUCAAAGCAUCGUUCUCGCGCCAUAACAGACCGAAAAACUAUUCGAAGGGUUCUUGGAUUGGCCAUGGGUCCAAACGAGAUCAGAUUAAGCCAUGGAAAAGAAUCAGCUGUUUUCAAAUCAAAGAACCGAGCGUAGUUACUGGUUAAUUAGCCGCUGUGAGAAUAUUGGUGAUGAUCAUAGCGUUAAAAAGAUCAGUAAACUAAACUCAUCAAUGUUUGUAGACCAUAUAGAGAAUAAUACAUGGGCGCGCCUAGAUAUGGGAUUUACCUUCGAGUGUUACAGCAUCUAAAGGAAAAAUAAAGCUGGUAAUAACUUAUCUAUUUAUCUAGUUUCUUCUCUUUCUCCAUUGAAUCAAAUGGCUGAAAUCCAAAUCAAAUCCCCACUAGUCCAAAAUUGCCUCAUUUCACUAACGAAAUAUUUGCAAGGUUACAGGAGAAAUAAAGCCAAUUAGAGCUUAUCUAUUUUUUGCUCUCUCUUUCUCGAAUCCAGUGGCUGAGAUCCCCUUGUGCUCCGGAAGAUUAUCUCAUUUCAAAAAGUUAUAUGCGAUAAAAGAAAGAAAACAUUUAUAGGUGCCUUUCCAUUUGAAAGUGUUUCAGAAAACACGGUCGAUAGAAAUGUAAAAAAGGCAAAAGUUUGACGAUUCGGCGAAGUACUACCGGACCGUGCCUGUAGUUAGAGAUAAGAAAAUCUUGUCCACCAAUGACCUAACAAUCCGUCAAGCAGCUAUGAACAAGUGUAUGCAAAAUCGGUUGUGCGUGCUCUACUUUCCAUGAAUAAUCUUAUGUCAACCGAGCGAUAUUAAAGGUGCACAAGCUCGGAGAAUUUAUCCAAUUAAAAAAAAAUUAAUAUUUGGAAUCGCUUGACAUUUCUAAACAAACAUCUCAUAUUAGAAGGUUGGAAGAACUUUUUUGUCGAAAUUCUGUGAAAAUUUCUGACAACCAGGCAUUUAUUCUAUUUGAGACCGUGCCCAGCUGCUGGGCAUUAAGUCACAGCGUAAAUUGCAAUUCUUUCGAAGAGCUGUCUUUUCCAAAAAUAUAGACAAAUCAAGUACUUUUUCGGUGUAAAAAAUCGAUCUAUGAAAAAACUAUUAUUUUAGGCAAAUAUUUAUUUUGAUUUCAUCAAAUUACCACAACAAAAGAUGCAUUGAACCGAUAAAAGUUCCUCUUUGGGGUUAUAAAAUAAGAAAUUUUAAGUCAGAAAAGUUAUUGAGCUGUAUGUUCGGUAGUUUCAUUGCGAAGAAUUAACUGACUCGAAGGUAAGAAUGAAUUGCGUAAGUUAGUUACAUGUAUCUACACCAAUACCUUAUUCAAUAUUUCCUACCUUAUUUAACUGAGCUUUAGUGUCAUCAAGAAGUCUUUACAACUUUAGUCUAAAAGCAUCGUUCUCGCGUCAUAACAGACCGAAAAUUAUUCGAAUGGCCAUGGGUUCCAGACGAGAUCAGAUUUAGCCGUAUUCUUUUUCGAAAAUAAUCGGCUGUUUUCGAAUCAAAGACCUGAUCGUAAUUAUUGGUUAAUUAGCCCUUUUAAAGAUAUUGGUGAUAAUCAUAGCGUUAAAAACAUCAGCAAACUAAACCAAUCAAUAUGUAGAGAAAAGUACAUGGGCGUGCGUACAUAUGGAAUUUCUCUUCGAGUUUUCGAGUCAAUAGCUCACAUUUUUCAAUAAUUGACUUAGUCCUUACUGAAAGAAGAAAUCUUUCAGGGACACAGCCAAAAGGGCCUGUGGAAAGCCUUCCAGUUGACGAUUUUCGUUCUCAGCCGCGAGAAAUGCCAUCACCAGAGCCACUGAAUACGCAACUUUUGGUUUUUCUCUUCGUAUUUUGGUUUUCUUCCCUUUAUAAGAAAGUUUUAACGUCACCGUCUGUAAGCAAUACGGAUUUUUCAGUGUUUUAAUAGCUAUAAUUCGAGAAAAAUUCCGUCAAACAACAUUGGAUUUAGAAGAGUGAAGGCUUUGCUGUUUGUUCAUCAACCUGACUGAUUGACGCGAAAGGCGAGUGACGCGUCAGCAACUGAUUGGCGAUAUCAAACAACUUGAAAAAAUAUCGUACUUUUUCACGUGUGUUGUUACGGCUUCUCUCAGGGCUAGAAAUCCUUGUAUAACACCGUAGUUUAUAUGUCGUCAACCAUUUUUUAGCAGUAAAAUCAAUAAUUAAUUGAAUGAACUGUGUGUUGACGGCUCCAAGUUACUUCGUUUUCCUUUUUUUAGACAAUAUGGCAGGACGUUUCCUCGGUGCUUCACUGCUCAUCUUGAUUGUGGGAUUUAAGCAGGGAUCCUCUUCUGUUUUGAACGACCCAGACCAGUUAGAAGGAGACACCUACACUACAGCAGACGUGGCGGAUGACCUUGCCGACCUGAAUGACCUGGAAAUGGAACAGGUGCAAGACAGCGUGUCGGCCAACGUUUGCAAAGAGAUCAAAGCUAAAUUCAAAGCCGUGGAGAAAAAAUCCAUGGCUGAAGCCAAAAAAGAAAAACCUGAUAGCCUAAUAUCUGGGAGACAGGCAGCAUCUAGAGCAAGUCUGAGAAAAAGCUUUCAGAUACUACAACAUGGUAAAAGAUCAGUGGUGGACGACUCGAAAGUGCUUAGGUCGUUACAGAAUGAAGCUUGUGUCAAAUGCGCCAUACGAAAUAUUUGUGAGACGAAGAAGGUUUUGAACCUUCUAGGAAUAUCUUUGAAGAUGAAAAGGUAGGCUUCCAAAACCAAAACACAAAAAUGGCGUUCAGAGCUUAAUUACUUAAACGUGCAUUUUUAAAAAUGUCAAAUUAAAAUCUUAAAAUGCGCGCGAUUUAUUGAGAAUAAUGUAUUUAGGUUAAAAAGUUGAUAAUCUUUCAAGUUGUCAUGAUCUCCAUUAGGCUGGAACUCCCUAACGACCAUGUUGCAGCAAACAGCUCAACCGAAUUCGGACCGAACUAGAUUCCACCCAGUACAAUUACUAUUGCUAAUAACCUUUUCAAUGAUACAUAGUCUGGGAUAGUUUCUCAAAAAGAAGCGCGUGCAUGAUUUUUUUUAAGGCACCUGCGAAAGAUUGGAUUAACCUUAAUUCCUCAACUUUACUUUGAACGAAAGUUUAAACUCUUUCUCUCGAGAAGAUAUUUUACUCUAGAACUUACGCCUCCCCUUUUCUUUACACCAUAACUUGUUGAGCCAAAGCUGCUAAAGUAAAUUCUAGCCACGGCACCUCAAAUUGCUGAUACCUUAAUUGUCCCUUACAAUUACUGGCGCGUUUCUUUUUUUCCUUUAUAGCAUUUCCAAAUUUGUAAUGGCAUUUGAAUUUUCAACAGAACUCUGUUAAUAAACAAGUUAUGUUUACUUUUUUCCUUCAGGUACAGGAGAAGAAGGAUAUGCAGGAGAAAGGUUCUUAAAUGUUUAGAACACGAACCGUUAGGGAACAUAAAAUGUCCACAUAAGUCUGAGGAGAAAGCCCGUUUUAGAACAAUUGAUGGAACUUGCAAUAACGUGAAUCAACCCCUUUUUGGAGCAGCUGGUACUCCAUUCAUACGAGUACAACCAGCUGAUUAUGCAGACGAGGUCUCGGCACCUCGCGUGGCACAAAGUGAAGACCAGUUACCCAACGCGAGAAACGUGAGUCGUUCCGUCCAUGGCAGCAAUGCAAGCCUCCAAAACCCUAAUUCUCCAAGGCUGACUCACCUGGCCAUGAAUUGGGGCCAGUUCCUGGACCAUGACUUAACGCUGGCGGGAGAACAAAAAGUUGCCUGUGAAACCGUUCCCUCUAAUGAAUCAGAGUGUUUCAACGUUAAAGUUCCGGCCGAUGAUGACGUCUUCCAGUGCAGGGGUGUUACAUUCUUCGAGCUGAUUCGAGAUGCUCCCCAUGAGUUUAAAAUAGAGUGCUCACCAGGAACAAGAGAACACACCAACACGAUAACAGCUUUCAUCGACGCCUCCAACGUUUACGGCUCUAACGAGGAGGAGGCUGAACACCUUCGAGCACCCGACGGGACAAUGAGAAUUAUGACACCUCGUCACGGCUGCCCCUUAGGGGAUCUUUUACCCGCACAAACAGAUUUUGAGACACCGUGCGUGUCAAAAGAUCCUAACAGACCUUGUUUCGUAGCUGGAGACGAGCGCGCGAACGAGAAUCAAGGUGAGGUCACCAAGUCCCUUAAAAAAGACCGUAUAUCGACCUUUUUCAAACAGGUUUAUAGCGUAUUCAGAUCGAUUAUUUACGAUUAAAACUGUAAAAUAACGUUACGUCUACACAUGUAUACGUAGACCACGCAUUGUCAAAGGUACAGGGUGUCAAGACUUGUACACAGACAUCCCUAUUAAGACGUGACUGAAAUGAUGAGACUGCACAUGAGCUCUGUUUAAACCUUUUGGUCCCAAGAUCUCAGCACUAUUGCUUCUGAAUGUCUACAAUACCUUUGGUCGGAGGGGAAACUGCUUUUCGGUCAUUUCAGGUAAUGAAAUCAUUCAUACUCGACAAGCAAUAUAGAGAGUAUCCUGCGCCGUUAUUUGUCGAACAUCUUCCUGUCUCAAGCCCUUCCAUCUCCUCCUAUAUUGAAUAGUUCUUUUAUCUUCUUGCUAAUGAUACGUAUUUUAUGGAUACAACAGGUCUCAUGUCAGUCCAUACUCUCUUCGUCCGGGAGCAUAACCGAAUAGCAACAUUUUUCGAUAAAAACACAGGAUGGGAAGCGGAGCAGAUUUACCAGGAGACCAGAAGAAUAGUUGGGGCGGAAUUACAAUUCAUUACAUACAACGAAUUUCUGCCACUGCUUCUUAGCCCCAAAACGGUAAGUAACUGUUUUAAUCUCUCUUUUUUUUUGGUUUUUUUUUUUCGAAUUCCCAACUGACUUCUUUUCUUCAUUUUGUAGAUCAGAGACAACAACCUCGCUCUGCUGAAAGGUAAACGGUAUUUUAAUGGUUACAACCCUGGUGUCAAUGCCCAAAUGUCUCAAGCCUUCUCUGCGGCGGCUUUCCGAUUUGGUCACAGUAUGGUUCAAGAGGAGUUUCUACGUUUAAGUCAGAAUGGCUUUGAACACAAAUAUAGCAAUGAUUGUAAGUCAGAGUUCUUGCCCAUCCCAGUAAAGGACUUUGGUAAUCCAACCUACUUAUACGAUAAGUGUAAUGGGGGUGUCGAUUCCAUUUUUAGAGGCUUGGUUAAAAGUUCAGCAGCCAAAGUUGAUGGGUGAGUAGGAGAUAAAUUUUUAAUAGAAUCGAACAUUCUUCUAAGUAUCUCUUGUCUGGAAAAAGCGAGCCAAUAGAUACAUUUUCAUAAGGAGGGGGAAGGGGGGAUUUAUUAGGCGAAAGUGGAAAAGUGGAGGUUGUGCGGAAACUAAAACAGUUAAUUAGACGAAACCACCGAACGCAAACUCAUUUUAUCCGAAUACUUUUGAUUGAAACUUUUUACCUCUAGAAAUACAAAUUCUGUGCUAGAAUAUUCGCUGAAAAACAUUUCCUAUCAGGUAAGUGAUAGGAAAUAUUUAUUAUUAAAGCAAUAAAUCCAGUCAUUGAAAAUAUCCGAUUUUAUAUCAAUUAUGAGUAGGAUUAUUAAUACUCAAUACACGAUAUUGAUUGGCACACGAUUGAUCCUUGGGUUGGUUUGAUUCUCUCCCAGGCUCUUUUCCAAGUCUAUACAAGAAAACUUGUUUCGAGGCCCUGGUGACUUGUCCGACCUCGUAUCCCUGAACAUUCAAAGAGGACGCGAACGUGGUGUGCCUUCAUACACAACAUAUCGAAACACGUUUUGUAAAAUUACGCCUAUAGUAAACAGCUUCGAAGAUCUGCAAAAGGCUGGCAUCACCCAAAAAGAUAUAGAUAAUUUGAAGUCCCAGUACCAGUCAGUCCACGACGUCGAUCUUUUUGUUGGAGGUAUGUCUGCACCAGCGUAAUGCCGCCAUUCAGCCUAUUUCGAUUGAGUGUUGUGAAACCAAGUCUAAAGUAAUUACAUCAGCCAAUCAAAACAAAGCAAAUCAUCAUAGGGAGCCAAUCAGAACUCAAAAAGAAGGGAGGGGGAAAAGCAAGAAAACUGACUGAAGAACAGGAAAACGCAAGUGACCAAGUCGUCUUUGUUUGAAGUUUUUCAUCUGAUUGUUUAAGACGGCGACGUAACUUUUCCUGACCGGCCACAACGAAAAGUGAAUCAAAACUGACAGAUGCAAUCUAUAGAGUACAUUUCGAUUGAGUGUCGUAAAUCCAAGAUCAAAGCAAUCACAAUUACCAAUUAGUACAUAGGCACAUAUCAUAAGGAGCCAUUUAGAACUGAAAGAAAAAGCAAACUGCCUCAAGCGCGGGGAAACGCGAGCUAUCAUAUAAACUACAGUGUUAUACAAGGAUUUCUAGUCCUGCGAGCCUUUACGAUUCUCAUUACGAGGUACUUUGUCGGAACAUUUUCGGAUUAUGGCUGCUGAAACACGUAUCACUUUCAAUGACAGUGACGUUCAAACUUUCCUAGAAGGGGGAAAAAACCAUUAUGAGAACUAGGCACAAGCUCUUUGUUUCCUUUUGCAGGAUCAAAGCCGGUGCUACCGAACCUCGCCCACUCGAGUAGCUAAUCGUAACGAAGGAUUCGCUUUAUCAUGCCUACUCCGGGAUCCAAAAAAAAAAGAAAAAAACGCCAGGCACUAGGGUAUAUCUGUAUUUCACUUUCGUUAAACUUACAUAAGUGAAAUAAUUAAGCGCAGGAGGAGGAAGGUUUAAAACAGCGUUUGUAGUAAUUGUUCCUUUGUUAUGAUUCUUCACAGGAAUGUUGGAGCCGGCAGAUUCAGAGGGAGGAGCACUAGGGAAAACCUUUCAGUGUCUAUUAGCUGACCAAUUCAAACGCCUACGAAAGGGCGACCGCUUCUGGCAUGAAAAUGCGCCAAACCGAAGAAAGAACACUGAUAAAACAGCUUUUACACGAUGCCAGCUGCAAGAAAUAAGAAAGGUUACAUUGGCCAAGAUAAUCUGCGACAAUGCUGAGGACAUUCCAUCUAUCCCCAGGAGGGUAUUGCAACAGUCAGAGAUAUUCGUCGAUUGUAAUAAGCUGCCCGAAAUGAACCUGGAUGUGUUUACAUCAGAUUUCAGAUGUCCACGGCAGGGAAGGUAUGUUUGCAACUAUCAUUGCUUUGUAAGCAACUUCACCUAAAUUUCUCUCAACUUUAAUUAACUGUUAUUUGACUGUUUUGUUUUCCAACAGAGUCUGGGGUGACGCCUCAGACCUUGAGGAUGAAGAUGACGAAGGAUCGACUGAGCAAUCCAGAAUAACAUGGAAUAAUUCAUCAGUCUCUUAA
Molecule: messenger RNA, 29466 nt
Organism: Pocillopora meandrina
Lineage: Eukaryota; Metazoa; Cnidaria; Anthozoa; Scleractinia; Pocilloporidae
Source: the annotation of a GenBank genome assembly